ACAGCCAGACCCACCGGAGUACAGGUGAGCAGCAUGACUAAACCAACACAAGCCAAACAGGAAGGAGCACUGGAAUUUUAUCUGUCGCUGUGAAACUGUGAUUGCUGCAGACUUUGUCACCUGCAGCCUAUUAUAUUUAUCUAUACGGGGUGGUUCUGUGCAGAAAAUGGACACAGAGAAGGAUUAGAUAAAGUACAGCAAACUUUCAUCCCUUGAUCAGUCCCUUUAUCUACAUCUUAAACUUGGUCCACCACACUAAAACAGUUACUGACUGACUGAACAAUCAGAACACAGCAAAUCUUUUCUUUCUUUUUCCACUAAGUAUUAAUCAAAACUACCAACAGAGGAAAUAACAAUUUUCUCCCUAAAUUGUGGUUUUGUGAAUAAACAAAAGAAAGAAAUUGAUUAUCCAGCUUUCAGAGGCUGUAUCUGGCUUCAAUGUAUAAGAAAUAACACAGGAAACCAGAAAAAAAGCUACUUUAAUUGAAUACAUUGGAGCUCUGAAUACAAACCGGUCUCUGCAAUGACCUUUCCAGAGUAAAAUGUUAUUCCUUACAUGCACCUAACAGCAGGAAGCUGCCAUAUACACAGUUCCCCUUCACGUCACUGUAGAGUUAUGAUCUCCAAGAUAAAGGGCAGAUCCUUUUCUCCGAAAGAAAAAUAAUCUGCGGGCUGGAGAUUGGGAUGCAGACGAAAAGCAUGUUUUGGUGACCAAAAUAGCAGAGGAGGAAGAGCAACGUCUGGGAAAGAAAAAAAGGAGUAUUAGAGAGAUGCAAAUAGAGAAGACUGGACUGUUUCUCAUACCCGUUUGCCAGAUUUUUAACAGAGCACAACAAACUUGUGCAAUUUCGUGGCAGUUGUCCAUGGGAACUCAUCCAAGGCACAUUGGAGCUGACCCUCCUGGGAGGUCCUGUUAGAUAGAGAGUAAUACUUCAUGAAGACCAAAGUAAGAGCGCACUUCUUCCGUCAAAUUUGGGCUGACUACAGGACAACAUUUGGAAGGAUUACUGCUGAAAGGCUGAGCUCCUCCUUUCCUUGUCCCUUUUUGUGUGUUUUCUUGUAUUUCGAAAUGUAUUCACUGCCUGCCAGCGAGGACUAAAACUUCCAUUUUCCAAGUGGACCAACAGUUUCAUCUUAUCAGGAGAGACGUUUGAGCUGACCGGAACGAAACACUCACAUAUCCCCCUGCUGAGAGCUUUUGUUUCUGCUGCAGCAGAAGCAUUUUACUGCGGGAAGCAAUGGAGAUGGAGAAGGGACAUAUGCCUAUCAGGAGAGGGGUGAGCUGGAGUCCAGGAGGGUUGAGAAAACCUCUACAGACAACGCAAAACAUGCACACCCCUGAGACAGAGUGCAAUGCAUCAUGGGAGAAGACAGGAUUCAACAAAGAACAGAUGAGCCGGAAAACAAAUCUGACCCGGAGUGCCAGUUUAUCAGAGAAGGAGCUAAAGGAGGCCCGUGUCAGGAGUCAGAUCAUUGCUGCUCAGCUCACCAUCCCUUCGAACUCCAGCUCCAGAGGCGUGCAGCUCUUCAACCGGCGCAAGCAGAGGGUCAACGCCUUCACGCUUAAAAGCUGUGGAGAAGGGUCAGAGGAGGACAGAGCUGAGAAUGUGAAAACCGACCCCUCGUCUAACAAACUAACAUGGGCAGAGAGGAGCAGUGAGGAGAAGGAUAGAGACCUGAACUUUAAAAAUAGCACUACCAAGCCACUCUUGUCACCACCUAGGAGGGUACAUUCAGUAGGUGAUACCACGGAGGACCCAGGUAAGGAUUUCCACAAGGAAGAGGACAUGGAGGACCGUGUUAUCCAAGAAAGACAUUUCCUCCCUGUCAAGGAAGAGCAGGAGGAAGAGGAAGAGGCUAGAGAUAAAAUCCACGAGGAGCUUGAGGACAAAAUAAAGGAUGAGAUUCCCCCUGGAAGUAAUAAUACUGAUCCAGUUCUUAUUGGACAUGCUGAAGAAGAAGCAGAGAUGAAUGGGGGCCUCACUGGACCAGUUCCCCCAGGAAAGCACCACAAUAGCUGCCACAGUACCUCUGGACCCGAGAGGGCUUCUGUGUCUACAUCCAAGCAGACAAGCACUAUCAUCAAUCGAACUGCCAGGCCCUUUUUCUCACCGCUGACAGUGCAGUCUCCAGAGGCAGUCUGCCCUGUCACGGAAAUACCCCCUGCUCCCUCUUACGCCACUCCUCCUCUCCCUGCUUUCACUGCUCCCCAACCUGCAGCGUUCUCACCUCCACCACCUCCGUCUUAUCCCACACCUUCUCUACCGGCCUUUACAAAUCAACGCCCACAAACCUACUACUCCAGUCCACCUCCGAUGUCUCCUGUCAUGUCCCCUUCCUCUCCUCCACCUUCCCAGUUCCCUGUUUCUUCUGUAUCUCAAUACCCACCUAUGCCCCAUUAUGGCCCUCCAACAGCCCCUAAGCCCUCUACCUUUGUUCCUCAGCCUGCUGGAGAGAGGAAAUCGAUACAACCAAUCAAAACAGGAAUACUCGAGGAGGGCGCUGCUAGAAGGGCAAACAGGAAGGCAAUGUUCACCUUCAAAGAGAAGCCAGUGGUAGCUCCAAACCCUGAGUUGCUCUCUCUGGUGCAGGGGGCGGAUGAAAGGAAGAAACACGGACAUAGAUCUGUGCCUGAGCCAACAUCCGAGGAAGAGUUACUGGCGCUGGGUGCAGAGGCCUCCAACUUCCUUGCCAAGGAAGAGGACACAGCUGAGGAGGCAAGAGCUCCAGAGUGGGCUUCUUGCCUGAAGAGCUCCAGGACCCGACCAAGGGCAGAACACAAGCCAGAGCAAACACUCUCCAAUGUAUCAGGAAAGGGGGCUGAGCUGUUUGCCAAGCGUCAGUCCAGGAUGGAGAAAUACGUCGUUGAGAAACAAAAUGCAGGACAAAUUAGAUCUCCUUCUCCCACGAUGUCCCUGCCUCCAUCUUGGGUGUACCCAUCAAACAUGCCUGGCAGGGUCAAGGCCAUUGCUAAAAACUCUGACAUGAGUGCUCAGCUUUCACAAAACAUAAAGGCCCAACAAGCAGUCAAGCAAAAACCAAGACAAAAAGCUCCUGCACCAGAGCCAAUUCCAGAGCCACCUCCUUUAGAAAACGGUUGCUCCAAGAUAGAGAUGGACCUGUCAAGGCACCGGCCCUACCAGCUUAACUCUUCUCUCUUCAUCUUUAACCCAGCCAAGGAUCCCAUAAGUACCUUACCCAGAGGAGCACCGCAGUCUAGGAACCUGAUGUCUACCCAGUCUUUCUCUAGACAGACUUCCUUACCUAAUAACCCUCCUUCUCACUUCAGUACCCAGUGUAUGUCUCCACAGCUGCCUCUCAGCCCCACAAGAGGAGGAGCAGAAUAUCCAUCAAAUUCAGCUUCUGGGCAGCUGAGGAUCAGUUCUCCUAUGUCUGCCUUUUCUCCAGAGCGGGUGUCCUCUCCUCGGUCAGGGGUGCAGGUGCCGAGGCCCACGUUUUCUGCCAAGAAGGCAGGGAUUGCACCACAGACACCUAAGGACUGUUCCCCAGUUGAAACCCCCAGUGAGACUCCCACACCAACCAGGACACCCAGCCUCACCAGACGUUUCAGCAGUCCAGAGGGCCCCAGCACUGGAACCUGGACUCCAAGCCUCCAAACCAAUCGGCCCUCCACCACCAUCUCUAGCCGCUCAGUUACUUCCCCCGUAUCUUCUCCCAGGGGUACAAGAUGCCAGUCCCCUAUGGCCUGUCAGAAUAUCCAAUUAUCUGCUGUUACCUCCACUACAACAUCCAGACCCUCCCAAACAUCUACAGCCAACUCUUCACACUCUCCUUGGGGUUCAAGAUGUCAGUCCCCAGUGGUGAGCCAGAAUACCCAGUCCUCCUGCAGCUCUUCUAUUCCUGGUUUCAGACCUUCCCAAACAUCUACGACUACUUCUCCUUUUUCUCCUCCUUGGGGUUCAAGAUGCCAGUCCCCAUUGGUAAGCCAGCAUACUCAGUCUUCCACUGUCACCUCCAUGUACACAUCCAGACCCUCCCAAACCUCCACAGCCACAUCCCCACGCUCUCCUCCUUGGGGAUCAAGAUGCCAGUCCCCAAAGGUAAGCCAGAAUACUUCCAGUGUCAUUUCCACACCCAGACCAACCCAAACAUAUACAGCCACAUCUCCAGUCUCUCCUCCUUGGGGCUCACGUUCCCAGUCUCCUGCACUCUCUCAGACCAGUUUAUCAUUCCAACCCACUAAAUCUCUGCACACAUCCUCUGCAACCUCUCCGGUUUCCCCACCCAAAGACAGUCGCUGCAUGUCCCCCAUUGUUAAUAACCUAGACUCUAAAGCCAACCAUCGCCUACUGGCCAAGAACAUCAUCAAUGCAGCCAAACGUAAAAACAGCCCCUCACCUGGAGCACUGAGUGGGCACAGCCUCCCCAUCUCACCUCUGGGCAAUUCCCACCAUGGCUAUGACUGUCACAAACCACCCAUGAGUCCUUUCCAGUCACGGGCAUUGGGAGCUCAGUCCCCUGUCUUCACCAGCCCUCCUGCCACCCCAACACAGAGGAUCUGUUCCCCUGUGAGGCUGUACAACACUCGCUCCCUCACCGACUCUGAUGCUUCUGUUGAGUCUGAAGACUCAGGCCUCCGAUCUCCUGGUCUACACUCCUACAACACCUGCCCCCGUGGGUGGGGCGGUAGCCUAAGGGUGAAGAGAAGCACCGUCUCCACUGACCUGUGAGGGUGUUACUGGGUGGCGAUUAAGAGAUUAUUUCAGUUUUCAUGGACUUUUGUGGCAUUGGGUCAACCAGUAAAAGAGUUUCUGAUGAUAUUUCAGAAUAAUAUUAGAUAAGUUACCUUUCUGUAACUUUGAAUAGGAUCCUGGACAAUAAUACAUGUUGUAUCAAGGUAGUAUUAGUAUUUUAUAUGACUUACAUUCAGAAUAUGUAUGACUGACAAGAACAAGCUUUUAAUAUAACGCAGUUGCUGUGGCUUGUAUGCUUCUUACAUACCAAAAAGUGCAAAGACUCAAAAUAACCAAAGAUAUUUGAAUUCACUUCAAUGAAUGUUACUUAUAAUUUUUUUCACCUUCACAGCCACUUUUAUAGUUGAGUAGUAGUUUAUGUUUACUGGGCUGACGUGAGUCAAAAUGGGAAGAGACUUAAACAUUUUAAGGCAUAGAAGGGACACAUUGAAUGAGUAAUGUGUAAAUAUAUCGCUCGUUGGACUGUACAGUACUUUGGUUAAGGAGUUCUCAGCGUACUCUAUUAGUGAAGCAUCAAAUUUAACUAUUCAUUGAAUGCUGAUUUAGAACGUACUGGAUAAAAUGAGUUUCCAUAAAAAAACACAGUGGUAGGUGGGACACGUGCUAUACACAUUAUCAUACAUGGUCAAUUAUUCACAACAGUUUAUUAUGCAUUUUAAUCAAUGCGAAAUAAAUCAUAUGCAUAAUUAUCGCAGUGCAAUAAUCACAGUGUAUAUAUGUUGCUUUAUGUACUGCAUUUGCUAAAAUGAAUGUAAGCUUUACAGACAGAUUGACAGAGAAUGACAAAGUGAGCGUUGAGUAUGAAGAGUUACGUGGAGGUUCAAUGGGGCAUUGAUGCACCUGUUCAAUCAAACACUGUUUCCAUGUUUCAGGAAAAAAAAAAUUAAAAUGUUUCAAAACAUUUAAUGAUAGAUGAAGAACAAUUUAAUGAACACAUAUUAGCUAUUAACAAUUUAAUGGCAUAUUGAUUGUAUUAUUCAUAUUGGAGAUGGAUAUGUAUGUCUAAGUUUUGUUGCUUUUCCUGAAAGAAGAGCACAAACUCUAAGUAAGUCUUUUUUAUAUCAAUAAUGUCUUUAAAUAGAAAAGUGCCUGUACUUAUUGUAAAGUGGCUGUUUGGAUGAGGUUUAGAAGCAAAUGCAUGUGUCACACAAGUAGAGAAGGUACAACAAAAUGUUGUUAAACUGUCAUGGGGAAAAGAGGUUAGACGAAUGUUGUAUGUUGUAAAAGUGUUUGUGAGAAAAGGAUCAGAGGAAUGGAUUGUAUUUUAAAUACAUAACUCUAAUGUACAUUCUCUUUAACUUCUAAAGUUUCUUUUUAUACUUGAUUUGCACUUCUGUUCAUUCAAUUUCAGUAGCUAAGUUGGCAUUGUUUAAAACUUGAUUUGCUUAAACAGGUGUAACUCACAAUAAAACCAGCGAAUACCUUUCCUGCUGUAAAGUUAAUAACAUUCCUACACUAUUCAACACCUUCACUCAAUGGUGGGAAUUAACUGUAAACCCGACUGCGGCGUUCAAACCACAACUGGCAUCUUGUUUCAAGUGUGGGAUUAUUGAAAGCACGUUUACACCAUUCCCAUCUUUCCCAGACCUGUACCAGCACACACAACAGAUCAUUCCUUCAGUCCCUGGCUCCAGGCCAAAAGCAUCAGCACAUUUCUAAAUAUUAACUUAUGUGUGUCUUUUGAGUGACAGGGACACCUGCUACAUGGUAACCUGCCUCCUUCAGCAGGAUUAAACCUAUCACUGUCAUGGAUUGGUUUCAACCUAGGUCACUUCUGGACAAACCAAACAUUGCUGACACCCUCAAACACAGAAAAUAAUCAGUGCAAGUUUGAGUUUGGGUGUUUCUGUGAUUGCAUGCCCGUAAUUUUCCAAUACAGCUGAAAUUUCUCUCAUUUCAUAACUGUAUCAUGUCUGAAAAUGAAUGCAGAAAUAAAAACACACACCAAUUUAAAGAA
Molecule: messenger RNA, 6672 nt
Organism: Dicentrarchus labrax (European seabass)
Lineage: Eukaryota; Metazoa; Chordata; Actinopteri; Moronidae
Product: synaptopodin 2-like protein
Exons: 4
Coding region: 1239-4691 (1150 amino acids)
Biological process (GO): positive regulation of actin filament bundle assembly
Cellular component (GO): actin cytoskeleton; Z disc; nucleus
Molecular function (GO): actin binding
Source: RefSeq, a predicted model, not a curated record